Messenger RNA from Paramuricea clavata, 1420 nucleotides. Lineage: Eukaryota; Metazoa; Cnidaria; Anthozoa; Malacalcyonacea; Plexauridae. The record is from the annotation of a GenBank genome assembly.
AUGGCGGACUUGCACUUGCAGGAGGUUCGUGAAUGGUUUACAAAAAAUAAUCUUAGUGAAUAUGCUGAAGUCUUUAUUUCAAAUGGCUUUGAUUCCAUAGAAUUGAUUCUGGAGUAUGUUGACAAAACAUUGUUAGAAGGGCAGUUCUCUCAGCAAAUAUGUUUACCUGGAAAAAGACAUCAGCUCAUGUUGGCAAUCAAGCGACAAAAGAAGGGAAAAUCCCUAGAUUUUUCGAAAGAAAAGGUCAUGUUUGAUUGGUUCAAAGAAAAUGAAAUUGGCAGUUAUUUUGAUGAUUUUGUUUCCAAAGGAUAUGAUGAACUAGAAGUCAUUAUCGAGACAAUUACAGAGGAAAUUCUCGAGAAAGAGUUUUCCAUAGACAUUCCACUACUUGGACAAAGGAAAAAAGUGGCAUUGGCGGUGAGAAAGGCAAAACAAAGAGCACAUUUGACAACGUCUGGCAGCGUUACAACAUCUAAAGAACGUACUGUUAAUAAUAAUACUGUUAAUUUAAAGUGGACUGACAAAGCACUUGGUAUAAAUGAUCCAUGGAAAAAGUUAUCCCUUGGCUAUAUUCCUUAUCCAAAAGGUGAACGUUCACUGGCCUACAUGAAACUUUUACCAGUGUUUUAUGAAGCAGUGUGGCCUUAUUGCCAGGCUGAGAAUGUUUUCCGCAAGCUGUUUAUGGAAGAAAGAAGCAGGCAAUAUGGUACAUCUACAAAAAUAUCAUCAAUUAGUAAAAAAAUUGAAUUCAUGAAAGGUGAAAAUCCUGCAGCUUGUGGUCGGUAUUUGAAAGAGUCUUAUAUCGCAAAAUCCCAUGAUACAAGGGUUUUGUCACAACACAUUAGUAAGUUAAAUGAAUCUAAGGCAGAGGUGAUUAAGAUGAAAGAUGACCUAGCUACCAUUCAUCAAAGUCUAUUUGAAAAUAAAGGUAUGUUGGUUAAACGUAGCAAAGUGCCACAUCACAACUAUAAUUUGUCAGCAAUUGCACAGCUAAAUGAAUUGCAAAAAGACAUCUCUGAACUUGUUGUUCAACUUGAGGAAAAAUACCAAGUGUUUACCAGUUAAAAAGGCACCUGUUUCACACGCUAGGAAAAGAAAACAGAACAAACAGAAGGCAGACAAAAGAAAAAGAGCAAGAUCUGAAAAGCAACUUAUGGCAGUGAUGCAAAAGAUAGCACCUUCAGUUGUGUUUUUCGAAAAGGUUGAUACUCAAGAUAUUAUAAUUGAAGAGGUCAAAAGCUUAAAAAAACGAGAAUCACAAGUAUUGUAUAAUGCCGUGAACUCGGGAUUUGUUAAUAGUAUAACUGAGGAAGCUAAAAUAUUUAUUGCAGAUUUAUUACCUGGUGAGCUGCAUGAUACACCUGAUUCUGAAGAAGAUAGCAGUGAGGAUUCUGAAGAUGAUAGCAGUAAGGAAUCCUAG